This is a messenger RNA of Diprion similis, 2627 nucleotides long. RefSeq lists its product as uncharacterized. Gene Ontology annotation, biological process: regulation of monoatomic ion transmembrane transport; potassium ion import across plasma membrane. Bases 30 to 2627 code for a protein of 865 amino acids. The record is from RefSeq and is a predicted model, not a curated record. Gene Ontology annotation, molecular function: inward rectifier potassium channel activity. The transcript is spliced from 3 exons. Gene Ontology annotation, cellular component: plasma membrane. Lineage: Eukaryota; Metazoa; Arthropoda; Insecta; Hymenoptera; Diprionidae.
AGAUACUAACGCGUAAAGCUGCCGAGGGUAUGGAAGAACCGUCGCAAAAGUUGUUCCGUUUGCCGGGAACGAUAGAAGAGGAGGAAGAGAGAGAGAUGGAAAUACUCCAUGAAGGUGGAGAUAACCAAUCGGUAAAUCAUCUCCAGCCAAGAUGCGAAUCCCCGUUAUUAUCGAUGCCGCAAAAAAUUCCAACCGUUCCAAGCUUGCCGAAAAAUAUAACACUUAUUCGCGUCAGCACGCAAAGCAGCAGCAUCGGCGGAGGAAUGGGACGGCAAGAUUCAGGAAGGAGCCGUUACAGAGCAGGCCCAGUGCGUAAAAUCCGUCGACGGGCGGUGUUGAAGAACGGAGAAUGCAACGUGCUACAAUCGAGGAUAUCGCGACGAUCGUUGCGUUUCCUCCAGGACAUAUUCACGACAUUAGUGGACACCCAGUGGCGUUGGACGCUGCUGUGUUUCACACUGAGUUUCCUGUUGUCCUGGUUAGGUUUCGCUGUGAUAUGGUGGCUGAUAGCUUUCACGCACGGUGACUUCGACGAGAAGCACCUUCCGGCAGUUCAGAUUGAGAACAAAUGGACACCGUGCAUAUACAACGUGGUCUCGUUCACCAGCUGUUUCCUAUUCUCAAUCGAAACGCAGCACACGAUAGGCUACGGUAGCAGAGCAACAUCGGAAGAGUGUCCCGAGGCUAUAUUCGUCAUGUGUAUACAGAGCAUAGCCGGUGUCAUGAUCCAGGCGUUCAUGGUCGGCAUAGUAUUCGCAAAGAUGACGAGACCAAAACAGAGAACCCAGACUCUCCUCUUCUCCCGCAACGCGGUAAUCUGCCAAAGGGACGGUGAGCUGUGCCUGAUGUUCAGGGUCGGCGACAUGAGGAAGUCGCACAUCAUCGGUGCGACGAUAAGAGCCCAGAUAAUUCGCUCGAGAACAACAAAGGAGGGAGAGUUCCUGUCCCAGCAUCAACAGGAGCUCACCGUAGGUGCGGACGGCAACGAAAGCGACCUCUUCUUCAUCUGGCCGACGACCAUCGUCCACAGGAUAAACGCCGAGUCUCCACUCUACAACAUGUCAGCUGAGAACAUGCUCACCGAACGCUUUGAGGUCGUCGUCAUACUCGAAGGCACCAUAGAGUCCACCGGUCAAACGACCCAGGCCAGGUCCUCCUACCUUCCUCAAGAAAUAUUAUGGGGUCACAGGUUCGAACCAAUGGUCAGCUACUCCAAGGAGCGCCAAGGAUACGAGGUCGACUACUCGCUGUUCAACAGCACCGUUCAAGUCGACACUCCAUUGUGCUCUGGCAGGGAGCUGGCAGAGUUCUACAGGGUGCAAGACGACCUUCGACACGGCGGUGGUUACCUCGUCGACGAAGACGGACUCUUGAUUGAGAAUUAUCAAGAGAAUAAUAUGCAAGGUGGCCACAUCGUUAACACACAUACGGGAAUAAGAGCACCCGGACACCGACUGGUACACGCGGAAAGUACGAAAAGCGAUAACAGUUUAGAAGACAGUGCAAUCGGGCGAAGUAUUUACAGAGACAACUCGAUAGCGUCUCAUCAUCAUAAUCAUAAUCAUAAUCAUCAUCAUCAUCAGCCGGCUAAUCAGCACCGAGAACCGGCGAAUCAGCAUUACAAGAACCACGAGGGUGACUUGGACGCGAUUGAGGUAAUCGACGAGGACGAUCUCCACCAACUACCGGACUCUGUGAACAGAGAGAUCCUGAAGAACAGUCGUGAGAUAGUGUACGAAGAAGAUGGGAAUCCGGUAGGCGGUCAUCUCUCAAGGGACGAGAGUUUCCUGACGAUGCGACAAUUCGGCAGCAAGAAGAACCUCGAGAUCUUCGAGGCUAGUAGACCGCUAGUCUCAGGUCGUCGACACUUCGUCAGGUACAAUCCGUCCUCUGACGAGGCGGAGAAAAGGUCGUUGAACGGAUCGCGGAGGAACCUAAGCAGCAGAAACCUUCAGGCAAGUCAAGACGAAGAUAAGCGUUCUCUGAACGGUUCGCGGAGGAAUUUGAACGUUUCUAAACGCCAGAAUCAACCGACGUUGGAAAAGGCGGAAAGCUUGCACGGCAGUACGAGGAACUUGAACAUCGGUAGCAGGGAGAACCUGAUCGGUUCGCGAUGGCAACCCGGAAGCAAAGAACUCCUGACGACGACGCCGAAGCGGAGUACUUCGGUGGUAAAGAGUUCCAAGGAGUCGAGGGACGCGAAAUCGAGACGGCGUAAGGACGACAAUGCGAAAAAGGAGAUUGAGAUCGAAAUCGAGGGGCCGGUAGGCCCGAAAAACGAACCUCCGAACCUUCACCAGGUCGCAUUGGCCAGCUACUUGUCAUCACCUUCCGAAAUGUCGCCCGAAUCUGGGAUCGUCGAGGGUUCGGUUGUGCUGUCAAGUCCCGAGGCGGUUAGACGGGACCUUAAGCUUCCGACGAGUUCGGUCAUCGCGAGGAACAGGAGAAGCUACGAACACGCUCAGCUCCAGGACGUGAACGCAGAAACGUGCGUGCCGCGUCCAGGAAGUGGAAGUAGCUCUUCGGACAGCGAUUCAUCGUCCAAAGUGAGCACUCCGCUCGUCGUUUUGCCCGGUAAGACCGGCGUCACUUUAGCCAAACAGAAUAUAUCUUACACGAGUGUUUGA